Molecule: messenger RNA, 664 nt
Organism: Ooceraea biroi (clonal raider ant)
Lineage: Eukaryota; Metazoa; Arthropoda; Insecta; Hymenoptera; Formicidae
Product: DNA-directed RNA polymerase II subunit RPB1
Cellular component (GO): extracellular matrix
Source: RefSeq, a predicted model, not a curated record
AUGAAGUUGGCCGUGCUCUGCGUAACGGUAGCUAACGUUAUCGGUGAUUUGCCACCGGGCACGCGACGCAACACGUACCUGCCGCCCGAGCCGACGAAAGGUGGUUACACGUACAAGACGCCGACGGUACCAUUCCCGACGCCCACGCCCACGCGUCCAACCUUCCCCGGGACCAGACCCACGUAUCCUACGGGUCCAACCUUCCCCGGGACCAGACCCACGUACCCCCCUACGCGUCCAACCUACCCCGGGACCAGACCCACGUACCCCCCUACGCGUCCAACCUACCCCGGGACCAGACCCACGUUUCCGGGGCCGGAGAUUACCGGUCAACCGAGCGGCACUAACGGAAAUGCUAUCGGUAUUGAUCACGAUCAUCAUCAUCAUGAACCUGGCAUGCCAUUCGAUUUCAAUUAUGCCGUGAAGGAGGAUGCUUACGGCAACGAUUAUUCUCACAACGCCAUCAGCGACGGCGAAGUCGUCCGUGGUGAAUACAGGAUUCAACUUCCGGACGGCAGAACGCAGGUGGUACGAUACAACGCGGACUGGCAGCACGGUUUCAGCGCGCAGGUUACUUAUGAAGGGAACAUUCGUUACGACAAUGUUCCACGACCAGGCGGAAACUUCCGAGGCUACUAGCUUUAGCGUCGAGUCUAGGGUUGUU